Messenger RNA from Malania oleifera, 852 nucleotides. RefSeq names its product heavy metal-associated isoprenylated plant protein 8-like. Lineage: Eukaryota; Viridiplantae; Streptophyta; Magnoliopsida; Santalales; Ximeniaceae. Gene Ontology annotation, molecular function: metal ion binding. The record is from RefSeq and is a predicted model, not a curated record. The transcript has 5 exons. Bases 1 to 852 code for a protein of 283 amino acids.
AUGGGGGCCAAGAAUACAGAUAAACAAAACGGUGAACAAGUGCCAGCUCUAGAUCAUCCACAAGAUCAACGAGAGACAAAAGGAGAAGGUGGGGAUCAAGAAAAAAAAUCCGAAGAGGUUAAAAAGAAUGCACCUAACUCAAAAGCGGAGGCUGUUCUUUUGGGAACUUAUAUACAUUGCGAAGGUUGUGAAGUUGAUGUCAAAAAAAGCUUGAAGUUCUUUGAGGGUGUUGAAGAAAUUGAGGUUGAUAAGAAAAACCAUAAGGUGACAGUCAAGGGGAAAAAUUUGGAUCCAUGGAAAGUCUUGGAGAGGCUUGAAAAGAAAACCCAAAAACACGUGGAGUUGAUUUCUCCAAAAGUACCGAGAGACGCCAAGAAGAAAGUUGAAGUAAAAGGAAAUACUGAAGCCACAAACAAAAAAGAGCCUCAAGUAAUAAUUGCAAUUCUCAAGGUCUACAUACAUUGCGAAAGUUGUGCUCAUGAAGUCAAGAAAUGUGCACAAAAGAUGAAAGGAGUUUUGAGUGUAGAAGUGGAUCCAAAGAAGUCUCUAAUGACAGUGAAAGGCACGUUUGAUCCACCAAAGCUUGUCCAUUUUAUUCAUAAGCGAGGGGGGAAACAUGUGGAAAUUAUAAAGCAAGAGAAAGUUGAUGGCAAGGAUAAGGAUAAAGGGGAUGGCAAGGACAACGAUAAAGGGGAUGGCAAGAGUGGGGAGAAGAAGAAUGAAGAGGGGGAGAAUAAAAAAGGUAGGGGAGAACCAUUAUUCUAUUACUACCCUCCUCAAAUUGUCAUGGAAAAAACUUAUCCUCCUUUAUUCUUUAAUGAUGAGGAUGUAAAUUCAUGUUCAAUUACGUGA